AUGCCAGUAGCUUGCACGGUUGAUGCCUUGAGCUCUGACUCAGCGGAGGAUUUCUUGCCUGCAGCUCCAAAGGAGCCUUCCAGAAAGCGCCGGCGGAUGAAGACACUGGCUAACGCACAGCUUGCUCAGAAGGAUCCAUCAUCCUCUCUUCGCUCCCUGAUCGGUCGUGAAUGCAGCUGCAAGCGAAAGAUUUGCUUUCAGCAGUUCGUCGCAGAUCAAGAUUUUCAACCAUUGUUGGAGUACCGAAAGCAUUUCUUCGAUUUGCACAAACUUGACCAAGACAGAUCCAAGAGACUGACCAGGAUGUACAACGCUGCUGAGAAUGGCAAAGAGAGCGCCCCUGUUGACUUGCGCUUCAUCAAGAAGCCUAUGUCGCUGGUUGGUGUUUCUGCUGCAUCAGCGCGGGCAGACGUAAUAUCAUAUCUCACAAACGUCUACGAAUCGAUCGCAGAAAGUUUACCGGACGUGCGUGACACUUUGUACGAUGGGGUGGACCCUGAAGAGAUUCCUGUGUUUGGGUCUUCACAGCCAGUGGACGUUUACAGCAUUGAGUUGAAACGGCAAGCAGAUGCCUCGGCUGGAAAGAUUUCCAAACCACGCAAAAAGAAGAAGUCUGUGGAGAUGAACAUGGAACGGACCCACGGUGAAGCGGCGAAGGAAGUCAAAUGGCUUCCCAGUGGCUUUAUGAAAGAGUACUACGUUCAAUAUUGCCGGGUGUCUGGACUGGCCCGGCCCGCUUCCUUUCCGACAUUCUGGCGGGUCUGGCUGAGUGAGUUUGCGUGUUUGCAAUUUAGAGGGGAGAGCCAACACAGCCAGUGCACCACCUGCAUCCGACAUCGGACGAUGAUCCGGGGAUUAGGAGCUCAUUUAAAGGCACGGACAGCUCAGAUUGAUCACUUCCAUGAUCACUUAAAGGCACAGUACAUGGAUCGGGCCCUGUACUGGGAGAGGCGUGCAAUGAGCCGCUUACGCGGCUCCGCCGUCUGCGAUAACGCAGACGGCAUGGACCAAAUGAAAUUUGCAGUGCCACGGACACCCCUGACCAAAACAAAGGAGUUCUCAAACUUCCAAAAAGUCAAGUUACACGUUGCGUGUGCCAUCUGUCAUGGCAGGUUUGUGUUGUUUACUGUGGGGCUGCCAAAUACCAAGAAGGACGGGAACUUUUCUUGCGAGAUGUUAUCUCACGUCCUCACCCUUUUGGAGCGCCAAGGCCAGUGUUUGGCAAACACCCAGCUUUACCUACAACAUGAUAAUACCUGUCGUGAAUUCAAAAAUAACAUUGGCCUUCGCUGGUGUUGCAGCCAAGUUUUCGGCCACAAUUUGGAUCGUGUGUGUUGUUCGUUCCUAAGGAGCGGACACACACACGAGGACGUGGACCAAGUAUUCAGUCAACUCUCUAAAAGUUUGUUGAAGUGUCGGGGCCUUCAAACGCCUGAGGACAUCCAACAAGCAAUCGCCAGUUUCCUGUCCCAAGCAAAGAUGCCGUACGAGGGUGAGCGGCAUUGCGUCUUCCUAAAUGAACCACGGGAUUGGACGCCUGGUUCUUUCUGA
Messenger RNA from Durusdinium trenchii, 1551 nucleotides. The record is from the annotation of a GenBank genome assembly. NCBI's taxonomy places the organism in Eukaryota, Dinophyceae, Suessiales, Symbiodiniaceae.